UUAUUGAUUAAAUUAUAACAUUUGUCUUGAUCACUAAGGUUCUGCCUCUUGCUAUGGAUCCGAGACUUCAACAAGCUGCUAAAUCUGGAAGCAUUGAUGAGUUGUAUGCUCUUAUUGAUGAGAAUCCAUACAUACUUGAGAACAUCGAUGCGGUACCAUUCAUCAACACUCCCCUCCAUGUAGCUGCAGCUUCCGGUAACAUAGAGUUUGCCAUGGAGAUGCUGAAUCUUAAGCCAUCUUUAGCUAGAAAGCUGAACACAAGCGGGUACAGUCCAUUGCAUCUCGCUGUAGAGACGGGUCAUACAGAUUUUGUUUCCUGGAUGCUCAAGCAUGAUCACAGCCUUGCUUGCCUCAACGGGAGAAAUGGCAUGAUCCCAUUCCACUUAGUAGUGGUAAGAGGAAACGUGGAUCUCGUGGCAGAGUGCCUCCUUGUUUCCCCUGAAUGUAUCCGAGAUGUGAGUGUGAAUGGCCGGAAUGCUCUGCACCUUGCUGUGGUGAAUGAUAGAUAUGAAGUUCUCCAAGUCCUCACUGGAUGGAUCAAGAGAACGAUGCAAAGAAACGCUUUCAAGAACGAGUUCUGUUUUCUUAAUAAAGAAGAUUUCAGCUACAACACAGCCUUGCACCUUGCAGCACAGAAGAAUGAUCUUCAGGCGGUAAGAUUAUUACUAGAAUGUCAGCAUGUGGAGCGGAAUAAAGUCAAUGGUGAUGGUUUAACAUUCCUUGAUAUCUUAAGAAACCUGGAGAACUCAGGUGACUGGGACUUGGAUUUGGAACAAGUUAUUAUAAAGACCCGGUGUAAAGAGGCUGCUUCUAUGCCAAAACCCAAGUCACAAUCUCAUUUUUUGAAAUCGCCAUUUACUUUCUGGACAUUCUAUUCCACUGGUAUGAAACGCCUAAGGUCUAACAGUUCAGAAGAAGUUCGUGGACCUUUCCUGAUUGUAUUCACUUUGAUAAUAACAGUUACAUAUCAGACUGGCCUCCAACCUCCUGGAGGUGAUCACUCAUCCAAGGAUCCGACAAAACAGGCAUUCUUCGUCCUUCUUUGGCUUUCCAACACCUUAGGCUUCUACUGCUCUCUAUUCUACACUUUUUCUUUCUUACCACUCAGGGGUCUGUUUACGUCAUGGUACAUUUCAAUAGGGAUCUUGCUGGGAGUUUCUUAUGCAUUAGCAGUGGCGGCAAACUCACCAGAUCCUGUGUUCUUUCUCAUGAUGACCUUUGUCAUCUUCCUGCUUUAUGUUCUCUAUCUCAUUUUGCUUGCUGUUGUUGGGCGGCGGAAGAAUCUGACGGUGGUACCUGAGCCCCAUUUAAGCUGGUUUAGAAAACCUUGAAAAUGAAUGAUUUGAUACCACAUCACUGUAUGGAGAGGAGAGGACAUUUGAACUUUCUGGA
Molecule: messenger RNA, 1392 nt
Organism: Brassica rapa (field mustard)
Lineage: Eukaryota; Viridiplantae; Streptophyta; Magnoliopsida; Brassicales; Brassicaceae
Product: ankyrin repeat-containing protein BDA1-like
Molecular function (GO): protein binding
Source: RefSeq, a predicted model, not a curated record